AUGGCCUCUAGUAUUACUAGAAUUCAAUAUGAAAAUAGUUGUGAUGUUGGUGUUUUUUCAAAAUUAACAAAUAAAUAUUGUUUAGUUGGUCAAUGUGCCAGUAAACAAUUUUUACAUAUGUUUGAUGUUAAAUUAGCAGAUCAUAUUCCAGUUAUCGAAACCUCAAUUGCAGGUACUCGUAUUGUUGGACGUUUAACAGCUGGUAACAAGAAUGGUUUAUUAUUACCAAAUACAGCUACUGAUCAAGAAUUACAACAAAUUAGAAACUCAUUACCAGAUGAAGUUGUUGUUCAAAGAGUCGAAGAAAGAUUUUCAGCUUUAGGUAAUUGUAUUGCCACAAAUGACUAUGUUGCCCUUAUUCAUCCAGAUAUUGAUAGAGAAACUGAAGAAAUUAUCGCCGAUGUUUUAGGUGUUGAAGUUUUCAGACAAACUGUCUCCAGUAAUGUUUUAGUUGGUACCUAUUGUGCCCUUACCAAUCAAGGUGCACUCGUUCACCCAAUGACCUCAAUUGCCGAUCAAGAUGAAUUAUCAUCACUUCUCCAAGUUCCAGUUGUUGCUGGUACUGUCAAUCGUGGUAAUGAAUGUGUUGCUGCUGGUUGUGUAGUUAAUGAUUGGACCGCUUUCGUUGGUGCUGAUACCACUGCCACUGAAAUCUCUGUCAUCGAAUCCAUUUUCCAUCUUCAAGGUGCUCAACCACAAAAUAUUAUUAGCAAAAUUAGAAAUUCAAUCGUUGAUAAUGUAUAA
Messenger RNA from Dictyostelium purpureum, 744 nucleotides. RefSeq lists its product as uncharacterized. The transcript is spliced from 2 exons. Gene Ontology annotation, cellular component: nucleolus; preribosome, large subunit precursor; cytosol. Lineage: Eukaryota; Evosea; Eumycetozoa; Dictyosteliales; Dictyosteliaceae. Bases 1 to 744 code for a protein of 247 amino acids. Gene Ontology annotation, biological process: ribosomal subunit export from nucleus; cytosolic ribosome assembly; maturation of 5.8S rRNA. The record is from RefSeq and is a predicted model, not a curated record. Gene Ontology annotation, molecular function: ribosomal large subunit binding.